Molecule: messenger RNA, 258 nt
Organism: Paramecium sonneborni
Lineage: Eukaryota; Ciliophora; Oligohymenophorea; Peniculida; Parameciidae
Source: the annotation of a GenBank genome assembly
AUGUCGAUAUAGAUAGCUAAUUUACCUGAGUUUAGUUAUAAUUAGAUUCCAAAGAGAUCAUUAGAUUUAGAAAACUUCUUUAAGGAAUUUGAGAUGAGAUAAUUUUUAGAGGAAUGUAAUUACUCUGAAUAAGAAUUAUAUGUGGAAUGUCGAAAGAUGAGAUAAUUUCAAUAAAAAAGAAAAUUGAAACUAAACAAAUAUAUAAAUAGCUAUCUAGAAGGGCCAUCAAUAAUAAAUGCAGUUUAAUUAUUACUUUGA